Messenger RNA from Pezoporus occidentalis (night parrot), 5720 nucleotides. RefSeq names its product chromosome unknown C15orf39 homolog (gene PRMT2IP). The record is from RefSeq and is a predicted model, not a curated record. NCBI's taxonomy places the organism in Eukaryota, Metazoa, Chordata, Aves, Psittaciformes, Psittacidae. Bases 95 to 4240 code for a protein of 1381 amino acids. The transcript is spliced from 3 exons.
GAUACUCGCUGUGCUCACAGUUUGUUUCCUCUCUCCCGCUCAGGAAGGCCAGCUCACCUCUCCCACCUCGCACUGUACCGGCAGCACCGUACAAAUGGCCUCAAAACGUAACGUGGAGCCUCUGGAGCCUGUGAUCUUCGUCAAGCUACCUCGGCUGGAGAAGGACCCCGGCGCCAGCUUCCCCACGGGCCACUGCAAACCGGGCUCCAAACCCCAUUUUGACUACAAGGGCUCCUACUUUGCCUGCACGCUGCAGAGCCCCAAUGGCUCCAAGGCGCCCCACAUGCAACAGAGCCCCGCAUCUCCCCACCUGCACUACGGCACCGGUGCCAGCAGCCAGCCCAUGCCGGUGGAGGGACCAGGCGAGUGCUGCCCCCCCAACCCACCCGAGAGUGUGGGACCUGGGCUUCAGCCCCCCCCCAGUGCUGAGAUGGGCAGGGACAGGCCGGUGCCGGAGCCGGUGGUGGCCAGGGAGAAGUGGGGCAGCGUGGAGCCAGGGAACCCCUUCCUGGUGAGGCACCCGGCAAUGGUGAAGAGGGCACCCACCCUGGCUGUCCCCAGGCCCAUGUACAGGGCUCCUGCAUACUUCAUGGACCUCAGGGUGGCUCAGCCGCUGCAGCAGAGACCAGGCAAUGCAGACUGGGCUCUGUCUGCUGCCAGCCACCCCUUCCACCCGGGGGAGCAAAGGAGGGGACCCCACGCUGACCCCAGCCUCCCACCGCUGCACCCCGUCAUGGUGCUGCCCGCCAGGGAGAAGGUGGGCUCCCCGGCUGCCUUCUCCCCCUACUACGCUGCCUUUCAUCAGUACCGGAGCCCCCCCAAAUCCCCGUUCCUGGAUGACAGCCCCCCCAGCCAGAGGAAGGUGCCUGAGACGCACAGGCUGAGCCCGGAGCCCUGGCACAAGCUCUGUCCACCCGCCACCAGCACCGGGUACCAGGAGAGGCCACCCGAGUGUUAUCCGUCCCUCCAUAAAGCUCCCCUCCUCUUCCCCCCACCGGCACCCCACAUGGAAGCACAGCCCUCUGCCUACAGAGGCUUUGGCUUCGAGGGAAGCAGGGAGCCCUAUCCCGGCACUUACCUCAGGCCCCAAGCCCCAUGGAGAUUCUUUCCCACCCCGUCGGAUACCUACAUGCCAAGGGCAACCAGUGUAGUGGUGUUUCCCCCUUCCAAGCCAGCGGCGCUGCCGAGGGAUGUGAAGCCAUCGAGGCAAGAGGGGUACGUGCUGAGCUCCAGCUUUGCCUUCAGUCCCGGUGGCACGGCUGCAUCCAGCCCCCCCAGAGCCCACAGGGAGCCGGGAUGUGAGCAGCACCAGGCAGAAGAUCCCCGCUGGCCAGGGGUGGUGAGGCACAGCAGUGUUUUCCAACCCCUCUGCGCCCAAGAGGCGCCUGGGGGCUCCGGUGAGAUCCCAGAGGCCUUUCCCAAAGGACAAAGGGGCUUAGGGAAGCAGGAGCCUGCUAACCCAGAGAGAAGAGCCAGCCCGGCCCCCCAGGAGACCCCCCGUGAGGGACCACCGGCUCUCAUCAGCAUAGAGAAAGGAGAUACUUGCAAGGUCAAGGAUGCAACCAAGGAUCUCAUCUCUCCUUCUCCGCCUGCAUCCCUGCCAGAGGGGCCGGAAGACCCAAGGGACAGCGAGGUUCCUCCUCCCUCCCCGCCCAUGCCGGUGAUCAAAAAAGUCUUCAGCCUGGCAUCCUAUGGAGACUUCCUGGAGGAGGCCGAGGGCUCGGACUCCUUCUGCAGGGAGCACCUGUGGGAGGACGCGGACCCCCCAGACACGGUGCCCGCCGCGGCCGGCCAGGAGCUGGCCCAUAAAGGGGUGGUGCAGGGCCAAGGGGAGAGCGGGUGCAGGGGGGUCCCUGGAGAGCCAGAGCCUGAGCCCGAGCCCCAGGCCCUGGGCUCUGAGGAGGGGGCGCUGGACCUCAGCGUGAAGAAGAGAUGGGUGGAAGUCGGGGAGAGCAUCUGGAUGCUGGAUGGGGAAGAGGGGAAGGAGGAGGAGGAAAAGGGUGAAGAGAGGGAGGCGGGAGGGCAAGUGGGAACCCAGCUCCAGAGGGACCCCUUGCUGGUCAGGGUCAUCUCUUGGGACAAGAGCAGCUUCCAGAGAUCGGCCUCCUUCCUGGUCCUGCGCUCCCCCUUAGCUGCACCCAGCACCAUUCCUGCUCCAUCCAGCACCAUUCCCACUCUAUCCAGCACCAUUCCUGCUCCAUCCAGCACCAUUUCCACUCUAUCCAGCACCAUUCCUGCUCCAUCCAGCACCAUUUCCACUCUAUCCAGCACCAUUCCUGCUCCAUCCAGCACCAUUUCCACUCUAUCCAGCACCAUUCCUGCUCCAUCCAGCACCAUUCCCGCUCCAUCCAGCACCAUUCCCACUCUAUCCAGCACCAUUCCUGCUCCAUCCAGAGCCAUUCCUGCUCUAUCCAGCAUCAUUUUCGCUCCAUCCAGCACCAUUCCUGCUCCAUCCAGAGCCAUUCCUGCUCUAUCCAGCACCAUUCCCGCUCCAUCCAGAGCCAUUCUUGCUCUAUCCAGCACCAUACCUGCUCCAUCCAGCACCAUGCCUGGUCUAUCAGGCACCAUUCCUGCUCUAUCCAGCACCAUUCCAGCUCCGUCCAAAGCCAUUUCCACUCUAUCCAGCACCAUUUCUGCUCCAUCCAGCACCACUCCUGCUUUAUCCAGCACCAUUCCUGCUCCAUCCAGCACCGUGCCUGCUCCAUCCACCUCCAUUCCUGCUCCACCCAGCACCAUUUCUGCUCCAUCCAUCUCCACUCCUGCUGCAUCCAGAACCAUUCUUGCUCCAUCCUGCACCAUGCCUGCUCUAUCCAGUACCAUUCCUGCUCUAUCCAGCAUCAUUCCUUCUCCAUCCAGCACCACUCCUGCUCCAUCCACCACCAUUCCCACUCUAUCCAGAACCAUUCCUGCUCUAUUCAGUACCAUUCCUGCUCUAUCCAGCAUCAUUCCUGCUCUAUCCAGCACCACUCCUGCUACAUCCAGCACCAUUCCUGCUCUACCCAGCAUCAUUCCCACUCUAUCCAGCACCAUUCCCACUCUAUCCAGUGUCAUUCCUGCUCUACCCAGCACCAUUCCCGUUCUAUCCAGCACCAUUCCCGUUCUAUCCAGCACCAUUCCUGCUCUGUCCUGCCUCAUUCCCGCUCUAUCCAGCAAGAUUCCCACUCUCUCCAGCACCACUCCCGCUGCACCUAGCAUCAUUCCCGCUGCACCUAGCAUCAUUCCUGCUCUAUCAAGCACGAUUCCUGCUCUUUCCAGUACCAUUCCCGCUCCAUCCAGCACCCUUCCCGCUCUACCCAGCACCAUUCCCGCUCCAUCCAGCACCACUCCUGCUCUACCCAGCACCGUUCCCUCUCCACCCAGCACCCUUCCCGCUCUACCCAGCACCAUUCCCGCUCCAUCCAGCACCCUUCCCGCUCUACCCAGCACCGUUCCCUCUCCGCCCAGCACCACUCCUGCUCUACCCAGCACCGUUCCCUCUCCGCCCAGCAGCCCGCAGUGCAGCCCAGCGCCCUGCAGCAGCUCCCCCCCUGCCUCCCCGCAGCCCGGCCCCCAGCCCAGCCCCAUGGCGCUGCCGGAGCCCCCCAGCUCGGCGCCGGGCGAGGAGCCGGAGCCGGGGCCGGUGCCCUCUGCCGAGCACUGCUUCACCGCCCUGCACACGGGGCUCUGCGACCUCCUCUCGUGCUCCGUGACCCGCUCCUCCCCGCAGCGCCUGCGGGAGUGGCUCCGGAAGGCGGAGGCGGCGGAGGAGCAGGAGGAGACGGUGCCCAAAUCCCCCCUGGAAGCCAAGAACGGCUCCAGGCUCCCCGAGCAUCACAGGGCCGCCAAGGGCAAGGAGGUCUGGUUGGCUUUCCAGGACGUGCCUGCCCUCCUCGCCAACCUGCUGUCCCAGCUGGAGACCUUCAUGUUCGCUCCCUCGUGUCCUUUCCCACACGUGGUGCGGGCAGGGGCCGUCUUCAUCCCCAUCCACGUGGUGAAGGAGAAGCUCUUCCCCAAGCUCCCCGGCGUCUCCGUGGACCAAGUGCUGCAGGAGCACAAGGUGGAGCUGCGCCCCACCACGCUCUCGGAGGAGAGGCACUUGAGGGACCUGGAGCUGAAGAGCUGCACCUUGCGCAUGCUGAAGCUCCUGGCACUCAAGCAGCUCCCUGACAUCUACCCGGACCUGCUGAAUCUCCACUGGCACAACUCCAUCAAGCAGCAGCUGGGUUCAAUCUCGACGGCUGGCAAGAAUCCCUCCAAGUAGGUAGUCCUGGCAUGGAGGUUCUGAUGGCAAAGUGAUAGCUAUGGAUAGCACAAAGAAAAAGGAGGCAUGAAGGAAUGUGCCGAUGGCAGGAGCCGAGCUGCCUGUGAUGCAGAUGCUGAGGAUGGGGACAGGUCCUCCAGGAUGCUGAUGCCUGGAACAGGGAUGCUCCAGGGUGAUGCCCUGGCUGGUGUGGUACCCAUAGGAAUGCGCUCAAGCCCCUCACAGCAGCUGGAGCUGCAUUUCUUUCCAUGCCUCAUCUUGUAGAGCAUCUCCCACCUCCAUCCAUGACCAGCCCGGUUGCAGCUGGAGAACCAGGAGGGAAUGAUUGGAGUUCCAAUGGAGCGGCUCCAAGGGGAGCAUGGCAGUGGCCACAGAAGACUGGCUGCUGCAGGGAUGAUUUACCACAUCCCCUCCUCUCUGCUCUGACUCGCCUCUGCUGCUUUACACACUCCGUUCCCAAUAAAGAAACCUUCCUCCUGGCUUUGAAUCUUUCCAGGGCUCUGGAGAUUUAACCCAUCUCAACUGGUCAAGGGAACCGCGACGUCGGGAGUCCCAGGACUGAUUUUCUUCUUGUUUUAAAUGAAGACAUUUUUUAACUGUUCUGAAUUUACCUUUAUAAGGAGCUGCUGCCUUCGGGUUAUGUGGGGUUUGUAUAAAAGUAGAGUAAUUUAUACUUGUGGUUUAUUUGAACUCGUGGUUUCUCCUCUUCCCUGCCGGACCAGUGGGAGCUUGUUGGGGCCAAGGGUUUCGGUCCCAAUCGGAGCUUAAAAUAGCUGCAAGAAGGCUUUAAAGGCAGCUAAAGAAGCUCAGCUCACUGCACCACGCACAUCCCAGCUGUCCCAAUGGAGAACAUGGGGCAUCCACGAGGGACAACCUUGAUGGAGAUGUGGUGAUGCCGGAGGGGCGGGAGAGGGGAGCGAUGCAGCGAGACCUUGGGAGGAGAGAUGCUUUCAUCCCUGCAUGGGCUGAUGGAAAGUUGAUGGGGAUCCCGGGAGGAAUCCUGCCAGCCUGCACGCCCCUUGCCCGGUCUGCAGCAGCAGGACACAGCAGAGACCUUACAAACUCAACACUCGGGCGUUCUUCCGGCUGAUUCUGGGCGCGGAGGAGCAAAACAAGGAUUUAUUGUUCUUUUGUAUUUCACUACAGGAAAUAUUUAUUUUAAAACAAACAAAAAAAGCCAACUAAAAAUAAGAAAAACCCCACCAGAGACUGCGGUUUGAUCCGUGUGUUUCUGGUUUUCCAUUGGGAUGUGCUGGCCAUGGAUGGGAUAGGGAAGGAGGGAUGCAGCUCCCCCUUGCCAUCCACACGUGUGCAUAGCAUUGUAAAGCAGUGCUUGUUGAUAAUACUGUAUUUUUUGUACAUGUCUAUAUAUAUAUGAGAGGUUCCAGGGAAGAAAGUUCCUUCACUUUAUUUAAUGUUUUGUAAGAACAUGGAUUCUAAGAGGUGCCUUGCCUGAAUAAAAGGGUUUGGUUCAUUUCCA